GUUCUCUCGGACACGAACGUUCAAAGCCCUGCAAACGCACCCGUGGGUAUGUGAAUUUGAUGUCGCUUACCUUCCUGCCAUUCCUGUAUCCCGCCCUCAAAGCACACGAAGAUACCCAGUUGUGCAUGGUCGCCGUUGACACCAGUUCUCACUCCUCUCGUCAACCAGGCGCUUCUCCCGUCGCAUCAACAACCCCACUCAUCACCCUAAACCUUGGGCCAUCCGUCCGAGCGAGCACAAUAACUCCGGUGAGUUUUUUAUUUAUUUUUAUUUGCACUUCACUUCCUGGUCCGACACGCCUCUAGGAGGUGACUUGGACCAGAGGCUGUCAGGCUGCAAGGACACGCCUCUAGGAGGUGACUCUGAGCACUUAAGCCUGACAGCUUUUAACUUUUAUCAUAUUGGUUCCUACUACCUACUAUGUGUACUGACUUCGUUUCUUGUA
This is a messenger RNA of Suillus fuscotomentosus, 445 nucleotides long. RefSeq lists its product as uncharacterized. NCBI's taxonomy places the organism in Eukaryota, Fungi, Basidiomycota, Agaricomycetes, Boletales, Suillaceae. The record is from RefSeq and is a predicted model, not a curated record. The transcript is spliced from 2 exons. The coding region runs from base 60 to 305 and encodes 81 amino acids.